Chondrus crispus (carragheen) is the source of this 81-nucleotide messenger RNA. RefSeq lists its product as hypothetical. NCBI's taxonomy places the organism in Eukaryota, Rhodophyta, Florideophyceae, Gigartinales, Gigartinaceae. The record is from RefSeq and is a predicted model, not a curated record. The transcript has a single exon. Bases 1 to 81 code for a protein of 26 amino acids.
AUGGAGUUUGGUGAGAUCUGCAUGUCCUUUCCAGUCGUUUUUAGAAAUGUCUGGAAAAGAAGCCUUUCUGAACAACCUUAA